AUUUUAGCCCGGCGACAGGUAAUAUUUGAGCCCAGCCCAGUCCAAGAAACCACAUCCAGCCCAGAAAAAACCCAGAAACACAAAACAACAACGAGAAUUUCGAACUAGGGUUUUGCACUCAUUCAUCUCUUUCAUCAUCGUCUCUCAAACCAGUUUACACCACUGAGUACUCCACAGACUCAUCAUCCCUACCACCACCUUGCACCAAUGGUAGGAGUUGCAUUCGAUGUCGGAGCCGUUCCUUUCAACCCCGACGGAUGGGGCCCAAUGGAUUCCACCACCGCCGCCGCCGCCAACAACAACCUCCCUCUCAAUGUCCCCUUCGCCCCUUUCUCCCGCUCCGACAAACUAGGUCGAAUCGCGGAUUGGACCCGCAACUUCAACAACCCGACCCGAUCCAAAAACCCUGCUGAUUCCGCCUUUGAUUUCACCCUCGACGAUUCCUUCCCUGGCAACGCCGACGACGACGCCACAUUCCGUCUAGUCGAUGGUAAACCACCACCGCGUCCCAAAUUCGGCCCUAAAUGGAGAUACCAGCAACAACGACAACUCCCUCAGCGUCGUGAUGAAGAAGUGGAAGCAAAGAAACGUGAGGCGGAGAAGGAGAGAGCUCGUCGUGACCGUCUUUACCAUCAGAACCGUUCAAACCCUAACAAUCCCCGGCGUGAGGCUGCAGUUUGCAAAUCGUCGGUUGAUAUUCAGCCGGAGUGGAAUAUGCAUGAUCAGAUCCCGUUUUCGACUUUCACCAAGCUAUCCUACAAUGUUCCUGAACCUGAAGAUCUUCUACUAUGUGGUGCUCUUGAGAGUUAUGAUCGUAGCUUUGACCGAAUCAACCCGAAAAAUGAGCGUCGUCUAGAGAGGUUCAAGAAUCGUAACUUCUUCAAGGUUACAACCACGGAUGACCCUGUUAUCAGGAGGCUCGCUAAUGAGGAUAAAGCAACAGUUUUUGCAACUGAUACUAUUUUGUCGACUCUCAUGUGUGCUCCCAGGUCUGUUUACUCUUGGGAUAUUGUUGUUCAGCGCGUUGGGAAUAAGUUGUUCUUUGAUAAGCGUGAUGGGUCGCAGUUGGAUUUGCUUUCUGUUCACGAGACCUCGCAGGAGCCUUUGCCUGAAGCUAAAGAUGAUAUUAACUCUGCUCAUUCUUUGAGUGUUGAAGCUGCUUAUAUCAAUCAAAACUUCUCUCAGCAAGUGUUGAUUAGGGAUGGGAACAAGGUUACUUUUGACGAGCCUAACCCUUUUGCUAAUGAGGGUGAAGAGGUUGCUUCUGUUGCUUAUAGGUAUAGAAGGUGGAAGCUUGAUAAUGAUAUGUAUCUUGUUGCUAGGUGUGAGGUGCACAGUGUUGUUGAAUUGAAUAAGCAAAGGUCAUUCCUUACUGUGAAUGCUUUGAAUGAGUUUGAUCCAAAGUAUUCCGGUGUUGAUUGGAGACAGAAGUUGGAGACUCAAAGAGGUGCUGUUUUGGCUACUGAGCUCAAGAACAAUGCUAACAAGUUGGCUAAGUGGACUGCACAAGCUCUUUUGGGUAGUGCUGAUAUGAUGAAGUUGGGUUAUGUGUCUCGGAUUCAUCCCCGGGACCAUUUUAAUCAUGUUAUUUUGGGUGUGGUUGGAUAUAAACCCAAGGACUUUGCUGCGCAAAUUAAUUUGAACACUACCAACAUGUGGGGUAUUGUGAAGUCUAUUGUGGACUUGUGUAUGAAGUUGAAUGAGGGGAAAUAUGUUAUUGUCAAGGAUCCAUCUAAGCCUCAAAUUAGGAUUUAUGAGGUUCCCGCCGAUGCAUUUGAGAAUGACUAUGUGGAGGAGCCACUUCCCGAAGAUGAACAAGUUCAGCCUACAGCAGAGGGUGCUGAUGGUGGAGAGGAAGCUGCUGCUACUACAAAUGACGUGGAAGAUAAGGCAAUUGAUGUUCAAGCUUAAAAGACAAAUGUUGCUGAUGUAUUUGCAAUUAUGGCUGCGUGGAGACUACAGUUAGUUUUGGAAUCCAAUUUAAAACCUUGGUGUUCGUUAAGAUUUAAUUGCACAUGUUGGUUGCAGUUUGGAACUGUUUCAUCAUAAUUCUAGUCUACAUUCCGAAACUUGAGUGAUUUAUGUUAGCAUCUUUUAAAAUAAUAAUAAUUGCUCAUAAGAUAUGAGUCAUAUUUUUAUAUCAUAAUUGUUGUUGCCCCAAGUUUGUAUUUUUCCAUAUUCCAAUUAUCUCUUUGUUGAUAAUUGAUAAUCUAUCUUUGUAAGUUGUGUGCAUGUGUUCAAAUAUUUGCAAGCACUUCUUAGGUAUUAAAAAAUGGGCUACUAUUGAGGAUUUUAUGGAAAACUGGAGAUGUCUUAGUUGUUUACACGUCAUUAUUCCUUGAUUGAAUUUACACGUCAAUUUGAGAUUUAUCACAUACCAUGUCUUAGUUGUUUUCUGUACUCAGCUGACAAUUAAUGAUUUCACCAGUUAGUUCUUGAUUC
Molecule: messenger RNA, 2442 nt
Organism: Lathyrus oleraceus (garden pea)
Lineage: Eukaryota; Viridiplantae; Streptophyta; Magnoliopsida; Fabales; Fabaceae
Product: eukaryotic translation initiation factor 3 subunit D
Exons: 2
Coding region: 208-1911 (567 amino acids)
Biological process (GO): translational initiation
Cellular component (GO): cytoplasm; eukaryotic translation initiation factor 3 complex
Molecular function (GO): translation initiation factor activity
Source: RefSeq, a predicted model, not a curated record